GGGGAAAAGAUAACCCAAGAGGCAAGACCUCUAUGAAUUGGUUUGGAAAUUACUUCUCUAGAUUUCCGGAGGAUGUUUCUUUACUUGAUAUGCACUCACCUCUGUUGCUUUCACUCAUAUCUGAAGAUGAGCAGCAUUUCCUUUCCAACAGGAGGAACCACACAGCAUCCCAGGCUGUGGUAAAGCAGCCUGUCCAAGGAGCCAACGGCAGGUCCACCAUCACUGCUGUCAUCCAGACUGGUGGGGACUGGAGCACCGGCCUCUUCAGUGUCUGCAGAGACAAGAGAAUCUGUUUCUGUGGUCUGUUUUGUCCCCUGUGCCUGGAGUGUGACAUUGCUAGGCAUUAUGGAGAGUGUUUUUGCUGGCCAAUGCUACCUGGCUCCACUUUUGCACUGAGAAUUGGUACCAGAGAGAGACAUAAAAUAAGGGGUACACUGUGUGAGGACUGGCUGGCGGUGCACUGUUGUUGGCCUUUCUCCAUCUGCCAGAUGGCCCGGGAAUUUAAGAUGAGGAGCUCGCGCCUCUAUGAGAUCUACACAGACCCUCCAAGCACGGACACCCUCAUUUGACAGAGCCAGAGAACUCCCCCUCUGCACUGCCGACAUCUCUUCUCUAACCCCUUCCAGUAUAAAGAUGGUUCUUCUUAACUUUUUUUUGCUGUAAUAAAAAUAAAUAUUCUCCCUACUG
This is a messenger RNA of Erinaceus europaeus (western European hedgehog), 687 nucleotides long. RefSeq names its product PLAC8 like 1 (gene PLAC8L1). The transcript is spliced from 4 exons. Lineage: Eukaryota; Metazoa; Chordata; Mammalia; Eulipotyphla; Erinaceidae. The record is from RefSeq and is a predicted model, not a curated record. Bases 33 to 569 code for a protein of 178 amino acids.